Molecule: messenger RNA, 2571 nt
Organism: Ctenopharyngodon idella (grass carp)
Lineage: Eukaryota; Metazoa; Chordata; Actinopteri; Cypriniformes; Xenocyprididae
Gene: gpr137ba
Product: G protein-coupled receptor 137Ba
Exons: 7
Coding region: 26-1390 (454 amino acids)
Biological process (GO): regulation of autophagy; negative regulation of bone resorption; negative regulation of osteoclast differentiation
Cellular component (GO): lysosomal membrane
Source: RefSeq, a predicted model, not a curated record
CACAAUGAGCCUUCCUGCCAGCUGAAUGCGGUUCAUGCACUCCGGAGCCACAGGAGGAAGUGCUGCAUGCUUUCUUUUCCUCUUUCUUUCUAAUUUCCUUCCCCUAAAUCCCAGACCUACUCAGUUACUCUCGCAAGCUGGUUUGCUGCAGACCGCUGGCUGUAGUGAUUUAACAAGAGAAGGAGGAGCUGCAGAAGCCGGUAGACGAGGAAAAGCCCCUUCUAGACUUCCUUCUCCAGGGCAGGAGGAAAAGAGACCCAUGGAGAACGAGUCCCUCCCACCUCUGCCAACCUUCAGCCCGGCCGUGCCGCCGUACGUGAAGCUGGGUCUGACGGUGGCGUACACCGUCUUCUACUCGCUGCUCUUUGCGUUCGUGUACGCGCAGCUGUGGCUGGUGCUGCGAUACCGACACAAGCGCUUCAGCUACCAGACUGUGUUUCUGUUCUUGUGUCUGCUGUGGGCAGCUCUGCGUGCGCUGCUCUUCUCAUUUUAUUUCAGAAACUGCGUGACAGCCAACACGCUGGGACCCUUCUCUUUCUGGCUGCUCUACUGUUUUCCUGUCUGCCUGCAGUUCUUCACUCUCAGCCUCAUGAAUCUUUAUUUCGCACAGGUCAUUUUCAAGGCCAAGUCUAAAUAUUCACCAGAACUUCAGAAGUACAGGCUGCCACUGUACCUGCUGUUCCUGUCUAUCAGCAUCGUCUUCCUGCUGGUGAACCUGACCUGUGCGCUGCUGGUGAAGAUGACAAAGGCCGACACAGAGACUGUAGUGCUGGUGCGUGUGGCCAUCAACGACACUCUGUUUGUCCUCUGUGCCGUCUCACUCGCACUGUGUCUCUACAAGAUCGCCAAGAUGUCUUUGGCCAACAUCUACCUGGAGUCCAAGGGAACAUCUGUGUGUCAGGUGACUGUAAUCGGAGUGACGGUGAUCCUGCUGUACUCGUCUCGCGCGUGCUACAACUUAGUGGUGCUGGCACUGACAAAAAUCAAGAGCAUCAACUCAUUCAACUACGACUGGUACAACGUAUCAGACCAAGCAGAUCUGAAGUCGACGUUAGGUGAUGCAGGUUACGUGGUUUUUGGGGUGAUUCUGUUUGUUUGGGAGCUGCUGCCCACUUCCCUGGUGGUCUUCUUUUUCAGAGUCCGUAAGCCGGCUCAGGAUCGGAGUGCAGCAGUGAUCCCUGGGCACAUGUUCUCAUCUAGAGCUUAUUUCUUUGACAACCCCCGGCGUUAUGACAGCGAUGAUGACCUCGCAUGGAGUAUCAUCCCACAAAACAUUCAAGCCAGUCUUACGCCGGACAGCUAUGAUUGGAGCUCUCGGAACAACAGUUUCACCGCCUACGUUGAAGGUGAAGACUCUCAUCUGGUACCAGAGGAGUUAAAUCCCUACUAGAACUUUCCCAAUGAGGAGUCUGAUUAUUUUGCACAUUCCCCAUCGCUGUGGAGUCAGUCAUGGGUAAUAGUACAUUACCACAGAUAUUUAUUAGGGUAUCUCAAUAUAAUACCACAGUUGGGCUCUGGAAGCAAAACUACCAAUCAUUUUCUCUAUAAAGAAUCUUACCAAUAAUGUGCAGAGUUGCUGAGUGAAGCACUGCUUUAUGUUUCCGUAGAAUUAAAUGUGAUUUCAAAAACACUACCCAUAAUCCUGGGGAGAGAUCAAUCAGAAGUCCCAUGAUGCACUGCAAAUUAAUUAAUCCAGUCGGCCUCCCUACAUUCCACAAAUACUUGCACAUUUAAAUUGUAUUUGUAUUAAAUAUUUGUUUUUAAAUAUUAUAAAUAUUUUUAUUUAAAUAUAAACCUAAAAUAUAUUUUAGAAUCAGUGACUUUAAGUCAAUAGUUUUAUAUUGUACAGUUGUUUUUUGCUUCGAUUGUUUGCAAUGCCUUAUGGGAAAAGUAGUUCAUUGCCUCGUUAAAGAAAAAUUUCUUAUACCUUCGUCUUUUCAUCCUAUAGAGAAAAUGAAUGAGAAAAACACUUCCAUAGUCAAUGCUGCCAAAAAAGCGUGCGUUCAUCAUUGCGUUAUAUUCUUUAAACUUUUAGGCCAGUAGUAUUCGCCUCAGAUUCUACUCUGAAUCAAUCCGUACAAGCUAGUUUACACUGUCAAUUAUAUACAUAAGCAUAUAUAAAUUAAUAUAUUAUGUAUACUAGAUAAGUAUACUAACAUUCUGAAAUCUUUUGUUGCUCUUUUCAUGUUGCUGCUCUAUAAACAAAAUCAGCUUCUUCAUUUCAGUUCUAUUCAGAUUUAGGACACAAACCUGUUUAACAAAACUUGGCCUGAACUGUGAAACAUCACUGACACUCUCCCAUGGAAAAUUUCUAUUUUUGGAGAUACACAUUUUUCUAUAGACAACUGCAUUAACAGAAUGAUAAUUUUAUGAAGAAUAAAAUAAAAGUAUUUAUUUUGAAAUGUUCAGAAUUAGGGGUUGGAUUGUGUCCAUUGUUUUUAUAAAAACAUUUUUAGCGUUUGAUCAUUGUACAGUUUGUAUCUUUGUUGGCUUUUGCACUCGUGUCACUUUGUAAGACUUUGUUUGACUUCGUUUUCUACAUUAAUAAAAGAGAAAUUAUCAAACCCUAAA